AUGUCGGCUACAGUCCUAGAGACAGUCACUUCACAAGACCACUCACCAACCAAGGUGGAUAUCACCAAGUUUCCAGACGGGUUCAAGACAUCUGGACAGCAUCCGCCCGUCUACUCCCAAGUGCGCCCGUAUUCAGAAUUUCCGAAAGUCCACGGCGGUCCAACGGUCUGGAAAGCGGAGGACUACCGCCAAAAUCCUGAACUUUGGACACAUCAGUUCAAUGAAAAUGAGAUCCAUGAGCUUGGCACGGCGGCAGAUAUCUUCAUCGAGAAAGAUCUGCCUUUAACGGGAAUUUCGAAGCAAAAUUUCUCGCUUCCCAAUCUCUCCAAGCGUUUGGAAGAUCUUCGCCAGGAUUUGAUUAAUGGAAAGGGCUUUUUCCUCUUCAAGGGAAUACCUGUACGACAGUGGGAUCUUCGCAAGUGCGCCACCGCAUACAUGGGCCUCGGUACUUAUCUUGGAUAUUUUGUGAGCCAGAAUGGUCGUGGUCAUGUGUUGGGACAUGUUAAAGACUUGGGCGAGGACCCAACUAAAACCGAUCGAGUUCGGAUCUAUCGUACCAAUGCUCGUCAGUACUUUCACACAGAUGGCUCGGACAUCGUAGGGCUUCUUUGCAUCGCGAAAUCUCUGUCAGGUGGUGAAUCAGACAUUUCGUCAACGCAUCAUGUGUUCAAUGUGCUUCAAGAGAGACAUCCGGAUGUUGUUCAGACUCUCUGCGAACCAAGUUGGUAUUUUGACCGCAAAGGCGAGCUGUCUGAAAGUGAAGAGCAGUGGAUCCGGGGCAGUAUCUUCUAUCUUGAAAAUGACCGGGCCGGCGACAAUCCUCGGGUCUACGCUAGAUUUGACCCCAUGAACGUCACCUCGCUGUCGCGUUUUAACUCAGGGCCAAAUGCUGUUAUCCCACCUCUCUCGGAUAAACAAAAAUAUGCAAUGGAAAUCUUCGAGAAGACCUGCGCUGAGUUGUCAUUGCAUAUGAUUUUGGCCCCGGGAGAUAUUCAGUUCGUCAGCAAUUCGCAUGUUUUUCACGCCCGUACUGCCUAUACCGAUCACCCUGCAAACGCCAUUGAUGACGACGGUCAGCCCGCGCGUCGACGGCACUUGAUGCGACUCUGGCUUGCGGCCCCAGAGUCUGAAGGUGGAUGGCGACUUCCAUAUCACGACACGCUCGAAAAGAAGCGGGGUGGUAUUCAGGUGAACAAUCAGCCUCCCGUUUGCCCAUUGGAUGCAGAGUAG
Penicillium waksmanii is the source of this 1230-nucleotide messenger RNA. Its product is annotated as TauD/TfdA family dioxygenase. Gene Ontology annotation, molecular function: oxidoreductase activity. NCBI's taxonomy places the organism in Eukaryota, Fungi, Ascomycota, Eurotiomycetes, Eurotiales, Aspergillaceae. Bases 1 to 1230 code for a protein of 409 amino acids. The record is from RefSeq and is a predicted model, not a curated record. The transcript is spliced from 3 exons.